This is a messenger RNA of Anastrepha ludens (Mexican fruit fly), 886 nucleotides long. RefSeq names its product melanoma-associated antigen D4 (gene MAGE). The record is from RefSeq and is a predicted model, not a curated record. The transcript is spliced from 5 exons. Gene Ontology annotation, cellular component: nucleus. Lineage: Eukaryota; Metazoa; Arthropoda; Insecta; Diptera; Tephritidae. The coding region runs from base 88 to 747 and encodes 219 amino acids.
UGACUUUGUCAUUACCAACUGUUUACUUCAACAAUUUCAAUUUCAUUGGCGCUUUUUCAAUUCUUUCAAGUUGUUUAUUUUGCACAGAUGGAUUCAGAAAAUAAGCUUGUACAAUGUCGUAAUGCUCUAAUUGCUUUAGUGAUCAAUAAUGUGGAAAAUAAAAUACCUAUCAAAGAAGAAGAUAUGCUCGAAAUACUGGGUAAAGACAAAGCGUUGUUCAAGCAAAGUCUUCCACUUGUGAUUGAAUCCUUAAAAAAGGUGUAUGGCAUCAUUUUGCAGAAGGUACCGGGCACGAGAAAGUAUAUUUGCUACUCCGAGCUGACCUCAUCUUCUACGGCAGAGUAUGAUGAAGAACAGUGUUGUCAUUUAACCCUGUUAUUUAUUAUACUGUCUUAUCUGCUAAUGAAAGAUUGUCGCGUAGAUGAAGAGCAGCUGUUCGAUUUCCUUAAGGGCCUGCGUAUUGAUGUUGAUGAAGAGCACUCGUAUUUUCAAGGAAAUCUAAAGAAACUUAUAGGUGACACUUUUGUUAAGCAAUUGUAUCUAAAGCGCGAAAAAUCUGAUGCCGAUACAGAUUUGGAGACAAGGUACCUUUAUUCUUGGGGUUAUCGCGCAACUGUCGAAUUCCCUGCGAAAGCGGUUUUAGAACAUACUGCUGAGAUUCUUGGAAAAGAGGCUCGAGAAUUUGUUGCGGUGUAUAACAAAUGCUGCUGCGAUGAUAAUGAUGAGGAAACUAUGGUUGUUGGCUAAAAUUAAAAAUCAUUAUGUUAAGAUAAGCUUGUUAAGUUGUAAACUUUGUACAUGAGGUAGUUAUAAAAUUUUCCUCGAUUUUUAGUACAUUAAAUUUCUUAUCGUUAGUUACAAUUAAAUUCCAAACGGUUUUUCAAAA